GGCAGGCGAGGCCCUGCCUCGGCGCCUCUGUCCCGGAUGAAGUGUGCUGGAAGGGGCGCCCGGGCCCCAGACUCAAUCGCUGUCAUGGCUGCACGGUCUGUCACUCUCGGCAUCGACCUGGGCACCACGUCUGUGAAGGCGGCCCUGGUGGAGGCCGCGCGCGGCGACCCUUCCGGGUUCGUGGUACUGGCGAGCUGUGCCCGGCCUGCGCGGGCCGAGACUGCGGCCCAGAGCGCGGCGGCGGGGCCCCAGGCGCAAGAGCAGGAUGUGAGGAGAAUCAUCCAGGCCCUCCACGAGUGCCUUGCUGCCCUUCCCCGGCAGCAGCUCUGCAAGGUCUGUGGCAUCGGAGUGUCAGGACAGAUGCACGGAGUCAUGUUCUGGAAAACAGGCCAAGGUUGUGAAUGGACAGAGGCAGGGGCUGCCCCUGUGUUCGAGCCCAGAGCCGUGAGCCACCUGGUAACGUGGCAGGAUGGCCGGUGUGGCAGCAAGUUCCUGGCUUCUCUGCCCCGGCCAGAGUCUCAUCUCAGUGUGGCCACGGGGUUUGGCUGCGCAACCAUCUUCUGGCUUUUGAAAAAUAGCCCAGAGUUCCUGAAGUCCUACGAUGCAGCUGGCACUAUUCACGACUAUGUGGUUGCCAUGCUGUGUGGCUUGACAAGACCCCUGAUGUCCGACCAGAAUGCCGCUAGCUGGGGAUAUUUCAACACCAGGAGCCAAAGCUGGAACUUGGAGACACUGAGGGACGCAGGCUUUCCCGUCCACCUACUCCCGGACGUCACCGAGCCUGGCAACGUGGCAGGCAGAACUUCCCAGGCCUGGUUUGAGAUCCCAAAGGGGACACAGGUGGGCGUGGCCUUGGGCGAUUUGCAGGCCUCUGUCUAUUCCUGUAUGGCCCAAAGGACAGACGCAGUUCUCAACAUCAGCACCUCGGUGCAGCUGGUAGCCUCCAUGCCUUCAGGAUUCCAGCCAGUGCAGACUCCAGACCCUGCAGCUCCAGUCGCCUACUUCCCAUACUUUGACAGGACCUACCUGGCAGUGGCAGCAUCACUCAAUGGGGGCAACGUGCUGGCCAUGUUCGUCCACAUGCUGGUCCAGUGGAUGGCGGAUCUAGGCCUGGAGGCUGAAGAAUCCACUGUGUACUCACGCAUGAUCCAGGCUGCUGCACAGCAGAAAGACACCUGCCUAACCAUCACUCCAACAGUGCUGGGCGAGAGGCACCUGCCAGACCAGCUGGCCUCAGUGACCAGAAUCUCCUCCUCUGACCUCUCCUUGGGGCACGUGACCCGGGCCCUGUGCAGAGGCAUCGUUCAGAACCUGCUCUCAAUGCUUCCUUUUCAGCAGCUCCAAGAGUGGGGCGUGGAGCGGGUGAUCGGCAGUGGGAGUGCGCUGUCCAGGAACGAGGUGCUGAAGCAGGAGGUGCAGAGGGCUUUCCCCUUCCCAGUGUCCUAUGGGCAGGAUGUAGAUGCAGCUGUAGGGGCCGCUCUGGUUAUGCUCCAGAGAAACCUUAACCAGCAGGAGUAUUAGCACACUCGUUGGCCAAAGGACUGUUGCAAAGUGUAUCUAAUUAACGUUCCUCUCCUUAUCUUGGGAUCAUGCUUUUCCUGGACAGCUCUGUGGGCAGUUUUAAGCAAUGCUUAUUCUCAGGCCAUCAUUUUGACCAAGAACCAAUCUUCAGGGCACACUCUAAUAACGCAGCCAGGAGUCAUCAACCAGAUCCCAAAUCAGUGCCUUCUGAAAGAGACUCACCUGAGAGCUGGUCGCAAAUGUAAAUGUGGGAGAGACAGAGAGAAAGGGAAAGAUGGGUCACAUGUACUGUUGGAAGAGUCUUCCCUACUGGAUCGUGCCACGUGACCCUGAGGCCCCUUUCCCAAUCUUGUUCUUCUCUGGCCACAGCCAGCUAGCUGGGGCAGAAGGCGACCCAAGGACAGUGAUGCAGGCUGGCUGAGAUGAAGAUGCAGGGAUCUGUGCUGGCCUUCUUGCCAUGUACCUCCCCUCCAAGGAGAGCCUGCUUGGUGCUGCCAUGGUUCCUCACAACACAGCUGGCUUGAAGACACAGAACAGAGAAGAAAAUGUGGGUGGCAUGACCAGCCAAGGGGACAGAUGCUGCAUAACGCCACCAUUCAGGCAUGUUG
Lagenorhynchus albirostris (white-beaked dolphin) is the source of this 2129-nucleotide messenger RNA. RefSeq names its product sedoheptulokinase (gene SHPK). Gene Ontology annotation, cellular component: cytosol. The record is from RefSeq and is a predicted model, not a curated record. Gene Ontology annotation, molecular function: sedoheptulokinase activity. The coding region runs from base 37 to 1521 and encodes 494 amino acids. Gene Ontology annotation, biological process: carbohydrate metabolic process; cellular response to lipopolysaccharide. The transcript is spliced from 7 exons. Lineage: Eukaryota; Metazoa; Chordata; Mammalia; Artiodactyla; Delphinidae.